Vitrella brassicaformis is the source of this 1459-nucleotide messenger RNA. NCBI's taxonomy places the organism in Eukaryota, Vitrellaceae. The record is from the annotation of a GenBank genome assembly.
GGACGACCUCGGACGCUAUGUGAACGACCAGCACGCCUCUCCGAUCGCUUGUAGCAUCGAACGCCACGAACAUGAUGCUGGCCGGGCGUCUGGCGUCCUUCUCGCAUGUCGUAUUCGGCAGCCAGCGAGUAAUGAAGACUUGUGCCACGCUGGGCCAGGCAGCAGGCACAGCCGCCGCGUAUUGUGCCCUCAGCGAUGUGAAACCCUCAACUCUUGCGAAUGAUGCAAGUAAUUUAUGCAAACGCGCACAUGGGACCUGACUACUACGAGCUCGCUGUGCAGAGGCGGUCUGGAGCAUUCAGCAGCAGCUCCUUCGUGACGACCAGUACAUUAUUGGUGUAUACAACGAAGACCCGAGAGAUGUUGCACGUAAGGCAGAGGUGACUGCAUCAAGUGAGUGGAUUGAGGGAAAAUACAACGGAAGUGCGGCACAGGUAAAAUGAACACACGCGAAGACACGCAUGAGUCGCCCUUUGCUGCUCGUAUUGCUCUUCCGAUCAGAUUCUCAGCGGUCAGACUCGCGCCGUGUUCGGUAAGGGCGGUGUUCACGAUUCCCAGCAAAUCGACGGCAUCAAUAGGUGGGUGAGCAAGAAGGUGCCUGCAUGGAUCGCACUUGACUGGAGCGAGUCAAUCAAGGAUAUCUCUCUGGUGAGCGCUUGCCAUAUACGAGCACAGUUCACUCGGGUCGCCUCCAUUGUAUGUGGCAUGGUGAUAUGUGGUUGCAGGUGGAGCUGGUGUUUGACACGGGCAUGCAUCGCACCCUCAUGCUGUCGCAGAUUGCGAGAAAUCUGCAGAAAAUGGUGUGGGGCCGUCCGCAGCCUGAGACAGUCAAGAACUACGACAUCCAAGUUCGACUGGAUGGAUCGGACACUUGGCAGAAUGUUGCCACUAUCGAAGGCAAUUAUCUUCGGAAGCGUGUGCACAACGUUGCCGAUGCUGUCAGGAAGGUGGACAAGGCAGGCAAGGGAGUAGCGCCGCUUCGCGUCUACGUCAGGGCGACCAAUGGGGUGGAGCAGGCACGCAUAUGCGAAGUGAGAGUGUAUGGCAACGAUGGAUUGGAAAAGUUUCCUCAGCCUCCAGAAGGUACGUCUACACAGCGGGAGCAGAAGACCAUCAAAUGUGUUUCUUUCCGCUUUAAGGCCUCAACAUCAAUGCCGAGAGACUCGUUUUGCUGUCCGGGCAUGCGAGGGCGCUGUAGCCCAGUUCGCCAUCCACUGUGUGGAGCUACAGAUCGCAGAAAUACUCUGUUUUUCAAUUAUUCGUCCAUCCAUUGGGCUCUCAGGUGCCGGCUGCCAUUGGGCGCCAUGCAUCCAUCGAUAAGAUCGGUAGGAACCUAUCCGCCAUCGCCCCAGGCGACGUGAGAAUGGACCCACCCAACUUAUGUUGGCAUGGCGUGGCGUGGUGCACGUCUACCGAGAGACACCUAGCAGGCGAUGGGUCGUAUCGUGGUUUGCGUCUA